UGUGUGUGUGUGUGUGUGUGUGUGUGUGUGUGUGUGUGUGUGUGUGUGUGUGGCUCCCAGGCUCCGUGGGAAAGCUCCAGCAGAGGAGGAAGAGGGAGGAGGUGAUGGUGGUGGUGGUGGUGGAGGACACACCGCGGUCACCAGUCCAGUCUGCAGCCGACACACAGGCCACCUGCCUCGGACUAUUUACUGGACUCACACCGCUGGAAAAAAAACACUCCUGGAGCUCCGGAGAAAUAAUUUCACACUAAACAUUUUUUUAGGACUUUUACUGACUUCAGAAACUCAAAACAGUGAGACUGCAAUAUUUGCAACAUGUUCACCAACUUCUUCGUUUGCUGAUGUGGGAAAACUCUCGUUUUUGACUUAUUUUUUGGGAAGGAUUAUAAAUUAAACGUUUUUCUGCAAGAGAAGAAGAAAACUAACCUGAACCAUCAUUAUCUCCUGGAAUAAAGAGGCUUUUACAAUCCGUUAAACACUUAAUACAUUCCAAUAUUAUUCCUUUAAGACUACAGGUGGUUUAUAGUGUCGUCAUCGUGGUUUUUGAUAUUUUCCUAAUAUAUUUCCUUGUAGUGGCCUAUAGUGGACGAUCAAUAAUUAGUGAUAGAUCAGUAUUAUUUUCCCUCCUGUAGUGGGCUGUAGUGUUUUAUUAUUCCUGUAGAAGGAAUCGAUCAUCUUUAAUAAUCCUCCACACCUCCACGUCUCCUCCCCGGGGAGAGACUUCCACCCCCUUCCCCGCCGUCCAUGCACCAUGAAGCGGCCGUGUGAGGACAGCAGCUCGGCGGAGAGUGACGUGGAGGAGACCAUCGAUGUGGGCAGUGAGAACAUUUAUCCAGGGUACAUGAAGGCGUCUUUUAUAAGAUGUGGAUCACCGACAACGACCACUCAAGUCAUGGCGAGGAAAAAACGCAGAGGGAUUAUCGAGAAGAGACGCAGAGACAGAAUCAACAACAGUCUGUUGGAGUUACGGAGGCUCGUCCCCACGGCGUUUGAGAAGCAGGGUUCAGCUAAACUGGAGAAAGCAGAGAUUCUCCAGAUGACUGUGGACCAUCUGAAGAUGCUGCAGGCCACCGGAGGGAAAGGUUAUUUCGACGCCCAUGCUCUGGCCCUGGACUUCCUGUCUCUGGGCUUCCGUGAGUGUGUGACGGAGGUUUCCCGCUACCUGAGCGCCGUGGAGGGCCUGGACUCCAGCGACCCGCUUCGCUCCCGCCUCCUCUCCCACCUCACCUCCUGCGCUUCGCAACGCGACGCCACCACCCUCACCGUGGCCUCCCAUUCACCGCUUCACCCCCACCACCACCACCACCACCACCACCACCAGCAGCAGCAGCCUCACCCUUUGCCCCACCCCUUCCACCCCCACCACUGGGCAGCCGCGGCCGCUGCGGUUGCCACGGCGGCAGCGUUUCGGCCUCUACCGGCCGCCGCAGCGCCGUACGGACUGAGCGGGCUUUCUGUUUCUCCAGAUGCUGGAGGUGGAGCAACCCAGAGGCUGGCCUCCUCCUUUUCCUCCCACGCAGACUCCACCUCCUCCUCUUCUCCUUCCUCCUCCUCUUCUUCAUCUCUCGUGCUUCCCUGCACCCCCACUCCUCUCUCCGCCUCCCUCCUCUCCCUCUCAGCAUCGUUUCCCAUCGCCCUGCACGGAGGUUUCCCCAUCCUCCCUCCAUCCUCUUUCACCUCCACCGCCGCCGCCAGUCCUCCCAUCUCCUCCUCUUCCUCUUCCUCCCAGACUCCUCACAGCAGCAGCAGUAAACCCUACAGACCGUGGGGAACGGAGGUCGGAGCUUUCUGACUUUUACCAACUGUUUUGGCUGCUGACUAACCUUUUAACAACCUGAAAAACACUUUUAUCACCAGUGAAACAAGUUACUUACAAGUUUUACCAACACUCGACGCGAGCAACUAGUUCUAUUAACUUGUUAAACUUUGAGAUGUUUUUUUUGUCUGUUUUCCACCUGCUGAUUUUACAAAGUGACUGUUUGUUGUGAAACGUCUGCUCAGAGAAGAGAAACGUAUGGUUUUAUUUGUUGUCUUUUUCUUUUCCAAUUCAGAUUUACCAAACUGUUUUAACAUGAUCUACCAGUUUCAACUGACGUUUUGUUCCCGUAUGAGAUUUACUCCACUUGGACAAAAGUAAAAAAUAACUCUGAGAUAAUCAAUCCACUGAUGCUUUAACCCGACUAACAAAAACAGAUGUUUGUUGUCAUAUUUUCCACAUAUUUUACAGAGAAUCUGCUAACUGAGGAUACUUUCCUAACUUUAUCACUGCAGACCUGCCAAAGCCAGUUUAUCCACAAAAAAGACUCGAUGCAAACCACGAUGAAGAUUAAAGAUAAGAAUGUGAUUGUAAUGUUGUACAAACUCAACAAUAUUAGAUCAUAUUAAGCCCCUUUUUCACCUUUUUUUUCUUUCAUUAUCUAUCUGUGGUUUACAUGUAAACUGUCACUGAAUUCACCACCAAAAAUCUGUGAUUCCUUGUGUGCCUUUUUACAAAUAAAAAUGAAGUAACAACA
Thunnus maccoyii (southern bluefin tuna) is the source of this 2513-nucleotide messenger RNA. It is a transcript of the gene hey2, whose product is annotated as hes-related family bHLH transcription factor with YRPW motif 2. The record is from RefSeq and is a predicted model, not a curated record. Lineage: Eukaryota; Metazoa; Chordata; Actinopteri; Scombriformes; Scombridae. Gene Ontology annotation, cellular component: nucleus. Gene Ontology annotation, molecular function: RNA polymerase II cis-regulatory region sequence-specific DNA binding; DNA-binding transcription factor activity, RNA polymerase II-specific; protein dimerization activity. The transcript is spliced from 5 exons. Gene Ontology annotation, biological process: regulation of neurogenesis; regulation of transcription by RNA polymerase II; anterior/posterior pattern specification. Bases 752 to 1792 code for a protein of 346 amino acids.